UGUCCCAGGAAGUCCCGGGUAGGUAGACGUCGCACCCGGAAGUAAAGCGGCUCCGCGACGGAGCUGCAGUGCGCGCGACAGGGGCCUGAGUAUCCCGCUUUCUUGGGAAGAAACCACCAAGUCGGGUCAGUGCUGCAGGCUCCAGCCACUGGCCCGGUUGACCAUGGCCCUUUCUGUGGAGACCGAGUCGCACAUCUACCGAGCUCUGCGCACUGCCUCUGGGGCUGCUGCCCACCUUGUGGCCCUGGGCUUUACGAUCUUUGUGGCUGUGCUUGCCAGGCCUGGCUCCAGUCUGUUCUCCUGGCACCCCAUGCUUAUGUCUCUGGCUUUCUCUUUCCUGAUGACCGAGGCACUGCUGGUGUUCUCUCCUGAGAGUUCGCUGCUGCGCUCCCUCUCACGGAAGGGCCGAGCACGCUGCCACUGGGUACUGCAGCUGCUGGCUCUGCUGUGUGCACUGCUGGGCCUAGGUCUUGUCAUCCUCCAUAAGGAACAGCUUGGCAAAGCCCACCUGGCCACGUGGCAUGGGCGGGCAGGGCUGAUAGCUGUGCUGUGGGCCGGGUUGCAGUGCUCAGGUGGGGUGGGGCUGCUCUACCCUAAACUGCUGCCCCACUGGCCCCUGGCUAAGCUCAAGCUAUACCAUGCCACUUCUGGGCUAGUGGGCUACCUUCUGGGUAGUGCCAGCCUCUUGUUGGGCAUGUGCUCCCUCUGGUUCACCGCCACAGUCACUGGUGGGGUCUGGUACCUUGCUGUGCUAUGCCCCGUCAUUACCAGUUUGGUCAUCAUGAGUCAGGUGAGCAACGCCUACCUGUACCGCAAAAGGAUCCAGCCAUGAGCUCUUCCCAGCCUAGAAGCCUGGAUUUGCCCCUCAGUGUAGUAGUGGGGGCUGGGGCCUCCUGGAUUUUCUCAGCUAAGUCAUGAGGACAUCUCAGGCACUGGGAAAGUCUAAAGUAGGAGUCUUGUGUGUGACAUUUUUUGCUUGCUCCUCAUGGUGGAGCAUGCUUCUAUACUGUCCCAGAGGAGCUUAUGGAUGAUGUCUGGAUGAAGCUGGGGUUACAAACCUACUUCCCCAGCAACUCAACUCAUACUUGUACUGGUAUGUCUGGAAAUUACAGGAGAGAAAAAAGCAAAAUAAAGAAGAAUGACUGAAAAGAC
Herpailurus yagouaroundi (jaguarundi) is the source of this 1152-nucleotide messenger RNA. RefSeq names its product cytochrome b561 family member D2 (gene CYB561D2). The transcript is spliced from 4 exons. NCBI's taxonomy places the organism in Eukaryota, Metazoa, Chordata, Mammalia, Carnivora, Felidae. The record is from RefSeq and is a predicted model, not a curated record. Bases 164 to 832 code for a protein of 222 amino acids. Gene Ontology annotation, molecular function: transmembrane monodehydroascorbate reductase activity. Gene Ontology annotation, cellular component: endoplasmic reticulum.